UUAGUUACAGCAAAAAUUUAAGGAAUCUUUGAGUAAUGUAAAAAAUUAAUAAAAAAUUAAUUUAGUUACUAUUAAAUUUAAAUCAGUUUAAUAUGAAACGAAGAAUGUAUAACCUGAAAAAAGCUGGAGAAACAGCAAAAAGGAACUAGAAUUUAGUAGCACAGACAGUCAGAAUACUUGUCCACCCCACUCCGGUGAUUUGAAUGUUAUGAGCCCUGGAGCGAUCGGGGUGGGGUGGACAACCACAUACCGUGUGCCCGCCGGUGUAGUCCACUUACUGACUACUCGAGUCGAAAGUCAUGGCAAUCGUGGCAUACACGAACGAAUUGUGGUUCGCUGCAAAUGUGGAAUGUUGAGCUAACCAUGUUGGAGUCUGCAUUAGAUGGAAUAGAAGCCAAUUGAAAGUAGCAAAAAAUGGUGUCACUAAUAAAGAAACAAUUAUUGAAACAUCUGUCGAGGUUCACCAAGAAUCUUUCAGCGGAUAAAAUAAAUUUAAGUGCACUUAAAGGGGAAGGCGAACUGUCUAAUCUAGAACUGGACGAAACGGUUCUGACGGAUUUGCUGGAGCUACCGUCAUGGCUCAGAUUGACGAACGCUUGGUGCAAUAAAGUUUCGUUUCGCAUACAGUGGACUAAACUGAGAAGUGUUCCUAUAUAUUUGCGUUUAGAUGAAGUUCAUAUAGAGGUAGAAACAUGUGAAGAUUUAAGAGACUUAUCUUCUUCGCAAGAAUCUUCGUAUUUAGGUCCUACAAAAUAUUCUUUCAUACAUAAAGUAAUCGAUGGAAUAACAGUAGCUGUUAAUACUAUAUCGGUUACUUUUAACAGUCCUGCAUUUAUUGCUUCGGUUCAGAUGAACCGUAUUAUUGUGGAAUCAAAGUCGGCAACAUGGCAACGUUGUGAUCUAAGAACUACUAGAGUGAAAGAUUCCGAUCGUGGGCAGUUACUUAUUUUUAAAGAACUCGAGUGGCAGACGGUUAGAAUAGAAGCACAAAGUACUAAAGAUAAAAAUCUUACUCCAUUACGUCUACUUACAAAUCAAGCAAGAUGUCGAAUCACCAUCAAGAAAAGAAUAUCAGAUUGUUUUGUUAUGGGAUCAAGGCUGAUUCUUAUAUUAGAUGAUCUCCUAUGGGUAUUAACAGAUUCGCAGUUAAAAGCAGCCCUUCAUUUUAUUGACUCGCUUGGAGGUUUAAUAGAAAAGGCUACGAUUUUAGAACGCAAAGCUAAAGCCGCUAGAAAAUUAGAGGUAUUACCAGAGUAUCAAGCGCAAAUAUCACAGCAAUCUAGGACGAAGAAUCAAUGUAACACGGCCAUUGCAAAAGUAUUUACUAGGUACGAUGUUGUAGAAACAUCAUACCACUUUCUGUGUCAGCGAAUUGAUUUGCAUUUAUGUGAUGAUGUUGGUGAUGGUAGAUCCUCUUAUCCUGAUUUAAAAGACGGCGGUGCACUGCAAAUUUCACUAGUUAGAUUUCAAAUUGAUUAUUAUCCAUAUCAUUUGGCAAUGGCUGACAGAAAACAUUGGGCUAAAUACAGAGAGAAUGCUACUCCGCACAGUCAGUGGUUGCAACAAUCGUUAAGUUCAUUUCGAAGUCAGUUCAUGGAUCUUAUUGAUUCCGGUCGAACUCAACAUUCUCCUUUGACAAGAAGUCAAGGGAACGUUAUGGUUGGUAAUGCGAAAGGUUCCGGUGAAAAUUUGGAGAAGAAUAACCAAACUCAAAAUGCCAACGUGUUUUCCCACGAACAAAAGAAAUCACAGCAUCCGAGUGGGAAUCCAGUGAAAAAUUAUAUUCUAGAGCAGCUUGCCAAAUUAAUGACAACAUGUAUCAUAAUAAGGAUCGAUGACUUCACUUUGUACAAAGUGACAACCACAUCUCGCAAUCCUGUACCAAAAGAGUUCGUUACAGCUCAAUCAAGGAAGAAACAUGCAACAGGUGAGAGGGACAGAUUUUGUCUCCCAGAAGAUGUAACGAUCCUCCACGCUGAAUUUACAUAUUACUAUUAUCCUGGAGACAUUACAUUUCCAUUGCCGCCACCAAAGUUUUACGUACAACUGAAUCCCAUUCAAGUAAACUUCGAUGUUUGUUCCUGCUUAUGGUUUAAUUCUUUUGCGUUGAACUUACAUCACUCUCUAAUGAAUAAAGAUAAACAAACAACACAUACUUCCAUUAACUUAAUGUACUUCGAUGUAAAAAUUGAAGCUAUACUUCCAAGAAUAGUUUUUGAAAGUCAGCAGGAUUAUCCAAAUCAGAAGGACAGACCGAAGUCUUUGCACAUUCAGACUUCAAGAGCAUCGAUAACAAAUGUUCGAUCUACUGAAAGAUCUUCGAGAGCAGACUUGGCUCAAUGUUUGAACACCUUUCAGAUGGGUCAGAUGUUCUUCAGCACUGAAUUUCCAAAUAAACCAGAUGAUUUUCAUGUUGUAACGGAUAAAUUUCUAGCUCAUUGUUCAGGCACUGAUAAUGUUCGCCAUCCGCCAGCGAAUUUUAGCAGUAAUUCUGUAAAUGAAUUAGUCCGCCAAUUGCAUCGAGAGCUUUUGUGGACGGAAGCCAAGGACGUGUGGUGUUGUAACUUGGAACCUGUUUGGGGAGACUUCUUUGGUGCUCGUGCAGUUGGACAAAAUCGACCGGUACCAUUUCUGGAUGCAUUUCCUCUAACACUAUGGUGUUACAUAUCAAUGAAUCCAUCGAAUUCUGAAAAAUUUUCAACUGCUGACAUCCAUGGUCUUGCAUAUAUAAGCAAUUUAGUUAGCGUGCAGAUAAAUCAUUAUCAAUAUUUAUUUUUGUUGAGACUGUCAGAAGUUCUGUCAGAGAUGGCAACGUACUUAACCAUCGAUUCGAACAAAAUAUUGAAAGUUAAUUCUGGCAGUUCACUUAUUAUCGGUGCACUAAUACCACAAGUGGAAGUGACCUUCGUCAUGCCAUCCCAUACACCUGGGAAAGAAAAUUCUGGUGGAGAUGUCGAAUCAGUGGUACCGGAUACAUCUAGUAUAGCAGAUGAAAUCGUAAGUUCAGCUGCUCCAUGGCAGAGUAGCGUAGAAAGACCUGACUUCAGUAGUAAAAAGAUUAAUAUCAGUAAUGAGGUGUUGACACCGCAAAGUGAGGUGUCUUCAAUAUUGUCAACCGACUUCAUACAUUCUGUUGCUCCAACUCAAACCGUUGUGACAUUUAAGCAAAAUGGUCCAAAUAGACAUGAUCAACAACUGUUAACGAAUGCAACGCAUGACAGACAAUGCAUUGGCAUAGAAGAAGAGAAAGCAAUACCUACUAUGCGAGAAAUUAAAACUGUGCCAGAAACUGCGUUCAAGCAUAAUAGAGGAGAUUCAUCCUCAAAUGCACCGUUCAUUCCAAAUAAUUUUAACGUUGGUCUCUCUUCGAUGAAAAAAGGUUUGAGUAAUUUAAUGACAUCAAUUGACUCUGCUUUGAAAGCUUCCCCAGAGGAUGGCAGCAGUGACACAGUAUCCAUAAGAAGUGAUGUCAGUUCCGAUAGUGAAAACUAUGUUUUGGUUUGUCUCCAAGAUCAAGAAAAAUUAGACGCAAUGUUUUCUGUCGAUAAUGCAAUAACAUCAGUUGAAGAAGCUAGCGAAGUGGUUGAAGAAACUCCCGACACGCAAAGCGAGAAAUCCUUGGAUAGUGUAUGCAAACGUAAAGAUAUUGUGUCUAUGGCAACGUUUAAACUAUCCAAAGUUGAAUUCAUUCAACAGUCUUGCGGUUAUACGUCUUCUAUCAAAGUUCAGGUGUCAAACGUUGGUAACGAUGAAUGUUCAUCUAUACCAUGGGAUGAGUUCCAGGUCAAGAGGAAGACAAAAUUCAGUGCACGAUCUAGAGGUUGGGUCGAACUAGCCUCAGAUUCAAACUGUAGAUCAUGUAUCAAACUUCGUUUGGAUCAUGAUUUGAAAUGCAAGUCUGAUUCUUACAAGCUGUCUCAAGCGAGCUACAACAUGAGUAACAAGAGUCUGCAUUCGUCUCAAAAUCAAAGUUACAGUACUGAACAGGAAGUAGACGUUGGGGUCAUUGAUGUACAUAACAAACAAAGUGUAUUAAAUUUGUUCGAAGAUAAAUUAGACGUUAAAGUUACUGACAUAUCAAUGACUUUGUCGAUGAGUUCAAUAAGUGGACUUACAGAUUUGAUCGAAGAUGAAAUUAUACCUAAGCCAAUACCGAUCCAGAUAUAUUUAGAAAGUAUUUCAUUACGUUUAAAUGAAGAUCGUCCGCCAAAUAAUAUAACUUCACCAGGACCGAUUCCUGUAGAUAUGAAUAUUGCAAAGCUUAGAAUAGUACGAGAUACAAAUGGUGUUUUUCACAUUGAACCAGUUGUAAACAUGUUGAGUAUCACUGACUCAUUCACAACAUUGUCGAACAAUGAUAAUCAAACAGAUCAGAAAGUAGAUCACGAAAUAGAACUGAACGUCUUGAGAAAGUCGAGCAAACAAUUGAAGUCGGAUAACGAGGAGCUUCGUCGACGUGUUGACACACUAGAGAAAUUAUCAGAAGAAAACGCGAAAUUGAUGCGCAUUAAAGAGGAAUCCGAGAUAGUUAAGUUACAUUUGAAUACAGCACAAGAGGAUAUACAGAUGCUUCUGCGAGAAAAGAAAGCCUUGCAGGAAACAGUAACGGAGCUUCAAAAUCAAAUAAUUGGAACUGGUGGUACCCGUGCAUCUUGGUCAACCAAAAGAUAGCAUACCAGUUGUUUCGAUUGCUCAAAGUGUUGUAGUUCGAAUAAGUCAUAAUGAUAAUUUUAAUAAUUUUCAACUGACUCUCACGUCGAAGUAAUAUCUUGGUCCUUCGAUUAAUUUGAAUUCGGUUGUGUAGUACUUCAUGUCAAUAGACUUGAAUUGUUUUUGUCUGUCGUACGAUAUAUAUAUUUCUAUUACAUUCGUAAGGAAAAGACAUUAGUAUUAUGCAUAUUACAGUUCAUUGAAAUUCAUAAUUCUAUGUUUUCCACAUUAACGUAUCUACUAUGAUUUUCUUAGUAGCUGCGAUUCAAAUCUUGUACAACUGAAGACGAGGAUAAGUUUCUGACUAUGAUCAAGUACAAGGCGAUAAGUAAUGGCAAUAUUAGUCAGUGUUUAAUAUAUUCAUUAACGAGCAGAAACUAAUUGUGCGAAUGUUACAAGUAAGUAUGUAAAUGCGUAUUUACUAUAUGCUACGAUAUAUAUAUUAUAUUUAUUAUAAUGUAUAUACAGGUAUAUUGAAAUUUGCAUAUGCAUAUACAUUGUACAUACACACGCAUGUAUACGCAUAUACAGUAUAUUAUAUAAUGUAUAUUAUAUAUAUAUAAAAUAUAUAUUAUACAUGUAUAAAAUGUAUAAUGUGUGUACGGUGUGUGUAUGCGUGUAACGUGUGCAUGCGUGUGUGCGUGCGUGCCUGUGUAUAAUACACGUAAUAUAAAAUACUAGUCAAAGUUGCAAUAUAAAUUUGGUUUCAUAGCAAUGGUUAUUAUCCGAUAUACUAACAGAGAAUUGAACAUAAAUUUUUUACCGAUGCUUUUAUUUUCUUUAUCAGAAAUAUUUAGAUAAUUUUCAUGAGUAACUUUCCACCGAAUGAAAGGAUACCAUAUGUUAAUGUAAUGAAUAUGAGACUUUAAUCGAUAAUAAAGUAACGUAUUGUUUAUGCCUACGGAUAGAUUUUCUAGUUCGGCAAAUGAGAACAUGGAAUUCAUUGUAAUUACAUAAUGAUAUUGUAAUUACCAAUCCCAUCGUUUAAGAAAGUAGGGAGCUCUAAAUAUAUUGAUUGCUAUACGAUAUGCAGUGAUAAUGUGGAAUGUUUUAUAUAAAUAUGUUAAACUAUAAAGUUAACGUUGUGUUACUUUCGGUAUUAUUAAUGAACUAAAACCUACGUACUGAUUGACGUUCAUAAUCUUACCUACAUAACCUUUGAAAAUGAAUAUUAUUGGACUAUAUUAAUGAGAAUUAUAAUCUGAUGAUGUACUAUACUGAUGUCGUAAUUUGUCGUUGUGAUAUAUUGACAUUUAUCAUUGUUUGCCACUGAAUAUAGUUGUACCGAUGGGUUGCUGGUCAAUCCUCUUGUCAUAAAACUUGAGGUAUUUUUCUAAUACCUGUUUGCUAAUGAUUGUUACGCAGCUGUUUCCCUUAAAUUUUAGAAUUCCUUUUUUUAAACAGUCUCUUCUACUAUGACAUACUCACCUUCGUUCAUUACGCAACUUAUUUUUUUGUACAUCGUACACCUAAACAAAAUUCAUAUUAUCAUUUAUGUUGUUUCUAAAAUAUUCACAAUGCAGUUUGUUUUAUUACGUGGCAAGGAUAAUGUGAGUGUACACUUUAUAAACAUAUCAUUCGGUAAAAUGAAUUAUUCUAUAUUCACAAUUUUUUAUAACAGUUAUUUGAACCAUCGAAGUAAAUGAAUAUUCAUUUCAUAACAGGCGUUUUAAAGGAACGACAAGAAAUUUUGUAUUAUAGAAUUUUAAGACGCUGACACACCUUAAAAGAUAUAUACAUUUGUGUAAAAUAGUAAAAAACAAAGAAUAUAUAUUUUUUUAUUAGUGGAGACCCAAGUUUAUAGAAUAAGAGCAUCCUCUGAAAAUUUGCGCUCCUAAAGUUAGUUUGGAAUUUGCUGGAUCUACUGAAACAUGGUAUAUUUGGAAAAUAGUAUAUUUAUUUUUCACCUAAAUUGUAGAGAAAUAUACUAUUACAAAAACUUACGUAGAAAUGUUACAAAUAACUACAAUAGUUUAUGUAAAUCAGUUACAUAGCUCUUCAAUUACGAUAAACUUCAAUUCUUUAAAUAAAUUUCAAGAGAACUAUUUUGAAACAAAGUUUGAGUGUAUUUUAAAUUUUGGAGAAACGCUCAGAGAAAAUAUUUUCUCAACAGUGAAUACGAAAUAUAGGUAAACCGCAUAGAUGAAUUUUUUUAAACUUUCUGAGUGUAUAAGUUCCUUUAAAUAAAGUGUAUGCUUAUGACUGUUACUGUACUUUUUCUAAAAGCUACUAUAAAACAAGUUUUAUUUACUCUACUCGCUUGCAUAGAAUAAUAUUUUUAUCGAAACGUUACAACAGUGUAUUGGAAUUUAAAUGUUAAUAAGAGAGUAUCACUGUAGUUAAGUAUACAUAUUACGUUGACACUUACAGUAGAAGUAUGUAUUAUAGUAGAAUUGACUGUAUUUAUAACAUGUAAAUAAAUUAUGUAUUUAAAUUUAUCAGCAGGAAUUAAGUACGGAAGUUUUAAAGGCAUCUCUUCGCAAUUCGAUAUUACAAUUUUAGAUUUUUGUAAUGUACAUUAUAUUAUAUUGCGAACGUUUUGCUUAUAGUAUAUUUUUAUCAUUCUUUUUUUACUUACGAUUAAGAGUUUUUAAUAUUUCAUGGGAUUUAGACUUUCUUUUAUCAUGUAUUAUUAAAUCUUAUACAAUUUUCUUAUUAAUAACAUUAAUCUGAAAUGCUUCCUUGUAGUUAGUGCUUUUCUUUUUAUUAAUUUUUUCCAUUGCUACAACUUGGUUGAAAACAAUGUUUGUACUAUAUAUAACGCGUGUAUCAUCUUCAGCUAGUGAGAAGUUGAUUUUGUGAUUCAUGGGAGCUACGUUUGUAACAUAAUUGAUUAUUGACAUUUACAAUUAUGAUCUCUAGAAUAUUUGUAUAUAAAUUAUAAAUAUUCUUUGUUUUUUUACAUUCAAAUAUUUUGUGAAUUUAUUUUAUAAGUAUACAUCACUUUUAUAAUUCUUUGAUUAACGUUUACUAUUUCAGUGACUAUCAUUGUACAAGUUUUAUUAUAAUGUGUGAGAAGAAAAAUAUACAUCACUUUAUCAUAAAUAUGAUGGUAUUGAUUAUAAGAAUUGUUCACAUUUGUGCAAUAUGAAGUUACUUUCUAAACCGAAUAUUGAUAAGCGACAAACAAUAAUGAUCAUAAAUUUUAUGUACGUGCUUAAGCUAAUAAUAUUUAAACUAAGAUUGUUUGUAUUGCAUAUAUAAUAAUUAUAGUAGAACCUCAGUUAUCAGAGAAUUACUUUAUGAAAAAUACAUAAUUUGAUUAUACAAAUAUUUUGAUAUGAAAAUGUGCAGUUAUAUUAGAUGCGUAGUACAAAGGAUAUGAAACAUUACAAAAUUUAUAAGGAGUAUUGUUUCGUAUCGCUACAGUUUGUAGGAUUGAUAAUAAAAAUAUAGAUGACCGUAGCAGUAAAGAGUGUACGAAUUUAAUUAAGAACAAUAUUAUCUGUCACGCUAGAAGUAUAACAGUUUGUAGAUUAGGGAAAUUUCAAAGUUAAAAUAAGGAACGAUGAAAACGACUGCAUUAUUAUUUGAAAUAUUCUCUACAUUUUAAUACGCGUAAUAUAUUCUUCUACAGCAAAUAACCUUCCUGUGAAUCAGUGUAUAAUUAUUUACUUAUGUAAAGAAUUACGCAAAUCGAUUCAGAUUAUUGAGGUUCUACUGUAUUAUUAAUGAUGUGUUACGACUAUAUUUAUUAUAUUUCUCAAGAAAAUUGAUUAAUUAUCAGAUCUUAAUAUCUCUAUUAUGCUUUUAUUUAUGGUUUUAAACAUACCUUUUAAUUAUAAAUUACAAGACUACGAGUGCUAAGUGUAUUCGCUGAAAGCAUCAUCUUAUAUGAUUUUCAGAAAUUAUUGUCUUCGAUUUCCUUAAUUAUAUUCUUAUGUUUCAUUUUUCUGAAAUAUAUCUUAUAACGUGUAUUAUGAUUUAUAAAAU
Nomia melanderi (Alkali bee) is the source of this 8643-nucleotide messenger RNA. RefSeq names its product bridge-like lipid transfer protein family member 3B. Lineage: Eukaryota; Metazoa; Arthropoda; Insecta; Hymenoptera; Halictidae. The record is from RefSeq and is a predicted model, not a curated record.